AUGAAUCCGGCAAAGAUACUAAGCGCGGACAAUCCUUUGCUAUACAUCGGAUUUGUUGUUUCUCCGGUGGUCGGGUACAUUCCACAGAUUCUUGCACGAGACAUCCUCCUUUCUCCACUGGUAUCGACCUUCUUCAUCAUGUCGAACAUACUCAAAGUCUUCCACUACAGCUUCGAAAGAUAUUCCGAGUUCCUUCUGGCACAGUACAUCUUUUCCAUUCUGCUGCACAUGUCUCUGAUAGCCAUGAAUAAGAGGCCGUUGAGCACGCAUGAAGCAAGGGUACUUGGGAACAGAACAACAAGGCUGCUUUACAGAAAGUAUGGGGUCAAGGGAAGUGUUCUGGGGAUAGUAUGCGUGUUUAUAUUCUGUGUAAAUCUGUAUGGAGUACUCUAUGGAACCUACGAGCAUUGCGGGAGGCUUUCAUCAGCCCUCGAAAUAGGAGUCAAUCUUUUCCAGCUGGUAUUGGAAAGAGAAGAAAAGAGCCCCAAGAAUGGAAAGGACGAGCUUAAAAGGUCUCCAAAGGAGGUCUACUGUUGCUGGAUAAUAGGCGAUGUGAUUAAGAUAUGGCUUAUGUCGAGCGUUAGGGCACCAAUCGUCUUCAUUGGAACGAUAGUGAUUCAAAUUUUCAUCGACAUUUUUUUGAUUUUCUCCUAG
Encephalitozoon cuniculi GB-M1 is the source of this 654-nucleotide messenger RNA. RefSeq lists its product as uncharacterized. The record is from RefSeq and is marked provisional. The transcript has a single exon. NCBI's taxonomy places the organism in Eukaryota, Fungi, Microsporidia, Unikaryonidae. The coding region runs from base 1 to 654 and encodes 217 amino acids.